Molecule: messenger RNA, 967 nt
Organism: Sinocyclocheilus anshuiensis
Lineage: Eukaryota; Metazoa; Chordata; Actinopteri; Cypriniformes; Cyprinidae
Exons: 3
Biological process (GO): phagocytosis
Source: RefSeq, a predicted model, not a curated record
UCUGGUUCUGUCCCACCUGUAGAUAUCCCGUUUCAUGAGUUAUGUCACAGUGCCAGCGCUCUGACCGGCCGCCGCUACAGGAAGUGGCUGCAGGACCUGCGAAACUCUCACUCUCUGUACAAAUCAAGUCACUGUGCAUUAAUAGAUCGCUUACUGGAGGGCUACGACAACGCUCGCCAUGGGACAGGGGUGUUUGGUGAGGCAGAGUUCAUGAAGUAUAAGGACGAUCUGGCAGAACUGGCUGCUGUUGUGAAGACCCACUCCAGCACCACCAGUCUAAACCAGCAGCACCAGUCAGCAGCUAAAGAUCUGACCAGCUCCUCCGGCCCGCCGUCUGCCUCUACCAUUCAGGUCACGUACCUGCCGUCCACCGGACAGCGCAGCAAGAGGCCCAAACAUUUCCUGGAGCUCAAAAACUUCAAAGACAACUAUAAUACACUGGAGAGCACACUUUAGAGAUUGGAACCCUUUUGAGGAACUGUGUAAAUAUAACUCAGAAACUGUGAAUCAGAAGUGUUCAGUUCUCACUGGAAAAGCCUUCAUGUAGAAAUGAAAAGUCAAAUGGCCUCAAAUCACAUUGAGAAUGUGAGAAUGACUUAAUAUAUGACUAAAUCUGUGGGAUAACUGUCAGUGCAACUGCGUUGAGAGCAAUGCGAGAAUGUUAUGUUUGUAGUUUUAAUGUUUUUCUGAUGGAGCUAACAAGAAGAGCUUUUUUGUCUAAUGUUAAAAGUCACUGUUUACCAGCUUUUAUUUGCGAGAAUGGCCUUUAAUGUGAACAGGGAGUGUAAAGUUUAUAUCUUUAUUGUCCAAAGAGCACCAACAAAGCGCCCUUUAACUGAGAUGAUAGCAUUUUAACUGGAUUGACUUUACUGGAACAAACUCAUGAAUUAAAAAAUAGUUGAAUGGACAUUAAAGGGACAGUUCACCCAAAAAUGAAAAUGUACUUAACCUCCACUUGUUCCAAACC